UGCAGAUGCGGACAGUAACCAACCUCUCAGAAACAUGAACCCCGACUGGAGUGAACAAGACUGCCGCAGGAACGGGAUCCAGGGACUAUUACAAGAUCCCAAAGAGAGUCAUGCUCUUCCCAAGUCUGAAGCGCAGGAGGGGCCAAAGAUAAAAGCAGUUUGCACACAAGAGGAGUCAUUUGACCAGGAGUGGUGUGCGAGUCUAAAGCAGGUUACAGAGCUGGCGUGUGUUAAAGAUGAAGAGGUCCCUCGACUGGAAUGCGUUCCUGUUAAAGAGGAAUUCAUAGAACAGGAAUGUGUCCCCAUCGCAGAGGAAGAUCCUACUGAAAAUAAUGCCUGUGCACUUGAGGAGAACAACAAGCUGUGUGAUGAUUCUCCACCUGCAAGUGAACUGGGUUUUAGAGGGAAUUACACAAGAGGGCCACCAUUUCCCUGUACUGAUUGUGGGAAGAGUUUCAGUAGUUUAUCACAGCUUAAAAUCCACCACCGCGUUCACACAGGAGAGAAACCUUAUCCUUGCACUGACUGCAGGAAGAAAUUCAGUCGUUUAACAGACCUUAAAAGACACCAGCGCAUUCACACAGGAGAAAAACCUUAUCGCUGCACCGAAUGCGAGAUGCGUUUCACGCGAUCGGGAAGUCUUCAGUCACACCAGCGCAUUCACACAGGAGAGAAACCUUAUCAGUGUUCUGAAUGUCCGAAUAGAUUCAGUCACUUAUCAAACCUGAAAAGACAUCAUCAAAUUCACAAAAGAGUGGAGCCCUAUCCCUUCAGUGAAUUUCGGAAGGACUUCAGUCAGUUACAGGCGCUUGAAGGACACGGGAUAAUUCACAGGAUUUCAGACACUAGAGGACAGCUAAACCCCAGGAUAACAUUUGACUGAAAUACAGAUAUAUCUGCAAAAAACUAAGGAAUAAAGUUGAUUGAUAAAUAGGGUUGCUCCUAAUUUACUUCAGAUUAAAAACAUAUACUCCUGGAUGAAAUAUAUGAACUACUACAUCUUGUUUGGACCACUCGUCAUCUUGUUGACCAUUCUGUUUUUGUUACGUUACGUUAGUAAUGUAUGAAAUGGAUUGGAAUUGCGUCUGCAAGGUUCCACUUUUGAUUUUGAUGUGUAACUCCCCACUAGUGACCAAGAAUCCAGCUCUUUCAAGUCAGUAAGCUUUGGUCAAUUCUGAACAUCAUACCUCAGUGUUGUGUUGUUAACAGGCUUUGACUGCAGUAUGAUGCCCCCAGUGUUCAGUUUCAUGAUGGAAUUUGAAAAACCUGAUUUUUUUUUUUUUAAAUCAGUAGACUGUGAAUUAAUGCAAACGGUGAAUAACUUGAAAAUGCCCCCUUUGGGAAUGAAUUCAAAUAAUGAGUUGUUUUAAGUGUUUUAUUUUAGAUUACAUCUAGGGGGCACACAAAGAGACACUGUCUUAAAUUUUAAUGUACAUCUCGCUGGACAAGUCAUCCCCAUAUUCUGCUUUACAAAAACAAUUUAAAAAGAAUUACUCCAAAACCAGAAAUAUUCCCUUACCUAUUGUCUGUCCUGAUCUGUCAUUUGAGACUUCUGUUAGGCAAGUUACAAAAGCAUCAUUUUACCAUUUGAGAAAUAUAGCCAUACUUAGACUAAUUAUUUCUCUGUGUGACGCAGAGAGACUGAUGCAUGCCUUUGUUUAAUCUAGAAUGGAUUUUCUGUGAUUCACUUCUCUCUGGUAUCCCAAAAGGUGUGCUAUCUCGCUUACAGCGGGAUCAGAAUACCUCUGCUAGAAUUCUGACUAAAACCAGGAAAAGUGAACGUAUUACCCCUGUUUUAGCCUCCUUGCACUGGCUCCCUGUGCAGUAUAGAAUAGAGAUUUUGCUGUUAAGAUAUAAAGCCACUGAAUGGAUUAACACCUAGUUAUUUCCUGGAGCUAUCGCCCUGUAUAAUAUAAAUCACACUCUGAGAUCACAGCGUGCGGGGCUGCUGAUUAUUCCUAGGAUCAACAGAGUUAACACUGGAGGAGGGAGGGCUUUUUCAUAGAGAGCCCCUAAAUUAUGGAAUUUCUUCUUUCAUCAGGGAAGCUGGGACUGCUCCAGUUUAAGUCAAUACUGAAACCACGCUUUUAACGACUUUCUCUUCUUAGUAGGUUUUAAGGUAACUUAAAUUUCUGGUUUUAACAUUAUUUUGUUUUUAUAUUUAGUAUUUUUUUUUAAAUAUUCUAUUUUAAUAUGUAGCAGUGUUUGACAUGC
Molecule: messenger RNA, 2214 nt
Organism: Polyodon spathula (Mississippi paddlefish)
Lineage: Eukaryota; Metazoa; Chordata; Actinopteri; Acipenseriformes; Polyodontidae
Product: zinc finger protein 300-like
Exons: 3
Coding region: 35-883 (282 amino acids)
Biological process (GO): regulation of transcription by RNA polymerase II
Molecular function (GO): RNA polymerase II cis-regulatory region sequence-specific DNA binding; DNA-binding transcription factor activity, RNA polymerase II-specific
Source: RefSeq, a predicted model, not a curated record